AUGUCUCGCAGGACCAACCGCUGCUGUACAUUACCUGCGAUAACGCAGUUUGCGGUAUCUGCUCCUGAGGAGGGACUGCGGCUGUCAGACAGUGCUCUUUCGCUUCUGGGCCCUGGUGCGACUCUGAGGCGGCUUAUGGGUCUCUGGCGACCUGAAGAUGGGGCCGUACUGAGCGUUUCCAGCGUGCUCGCCUCCGUCACUUUGGGCUCCAUCGCCUUCCCAGUGGUCUGCAGCAUCCUCAAACUGUGCGUGGAUCCUCCUCAGCCCCUGGAGGAAGUCACGCUCUGCGGCUUCGUCGCUUGCAUGGAUUUCGGAUUUCUAAUCAAGGCUGCUCUCUUCAUUAAACAAGGAGCCACGAUGCAUCAACUCGUCCGGCUGUUAUGGGAAACCAGAGGAAGAUACAGCAAUGGAUUAAGCAACGAGAAGACUCGCACCCGCUAUGAGAAACUGGUGGGCCGUUUGUACGUUUACAUGCAGAUGGUGGUGGUGCCGGCGCUGCUCUGCUGGGUCUCGUCGCCACUGCUGUCCCAAGUUUUCCUCACCUCCAGAGAGGACGCUCCAGACGGUUCCAGACAGCUUCCCGUGCACGUCUGGCUGCCGGCCGAUGUGAAUCGCUCGCCAACAUAUGAGAUUCUGUAUGUAGCGCAGUCGUUCAGCCUGAUGGUGUUGUCUCAGGCCACUGUAUGCAUGGACGUUUUCUUUGUGCACCUCAUGCUCAUGGUUGCAGCUGAGCUGGAAGUCUUAAAUGACAACAUUUCAGCUAUGGAACAAGGACAGCUGCAGCGUGGUAGAUCCAGAUAUGAUGGUACUACCAUGUCUGACGAUCAAAACAUUGAUGAACGUGAAUUUAUCAGAGGUGAUCAUCUCCAAGAUGUUGCUCUAACGUCAUCACUACGUGCCGAGGAUAAACAUACGUAUGCAGAACUUGUGAAGAACGUUCACCAUCAUCAGCAAGUUCUGAGAUCUGUCAGCCUCUUGCAGAAAGCAAUGGAUGCAUCGAUUUUCAUUCUUCUUUUCAUCAACAUGGCUAACCUCUGUGGCACGGUGUUUGUGGCUGCUGUGAGCGAGAAACUCGUCAGCUCGGCCUUCAGCUGUGGUUGGCCUGAUUGUAACCGUCGUUUCAAACACAGCCUACUUAUCUUCAUGAUGGCGGCGAUGCGUCCGCUCGACAUUACUGUGGGCAAGAUGUGCAAGCUGUCCAAGCAGAUGCUGCUACAGGUGCUCAACGGGUCAUACGCGCUACUGAACAUGCUUUAUCAUUUCCACCGCACACUGUGA
Molecule: messenger RNA, 1278 nt
Organism: Schistocerca piceifrons (Central American locust)
Lineage: Eukaryota; Metazoa; Arthropoda; Insecta; Orthoptera; Acrididae
Product: odorant receptor 43a-like
Exons: 6
Coding region: 1-1278 (425 amino acids)
Biological process (GO): detection of chemical stimulus involved in sensory perception of smell; sensory perception of smell
Cellular component (GO): plasma membrane
Molecular function (GO): olfactory receptor activity; odorant binding
Source: RefSeq, a predicted model, not a curated record